Molecule: messenger RNA, 345 nt
Organism: Aspergillus welwitschiae
Lineage: Eukaryota; Fungi; Ascomycota; Eurotiomycetes; Eurotiales; Aspergillaceae
Exons: 2
Coding region: 66-239 (57 amino acids)
Source: RefSeq, a predicted model, not a curated record
ACUUGUACCAUCUUAUACCCUCAUCAAACCAGCUGCUGCCAAUACUAUCCUGUCAAUUGACCUCCAUGUUUACCGAACGGAGAUAUCGCGUCAUGUAUCGCGCUAAUUUCGAUUUCCUACCCGAGGACCUCCCUCUGCCGAUUUGGGGCAGCUGCGAGGAUAUCGCACUAAUUCCCAAUUCCGUGCAUGAUCCACCUUCGCCUGGGAUACCUCCUAAUCCGCCACCAAGCCCUGCUUGAUCAUCAAUUGUUCAAGGCUGGUGCUUUAAGGACAGCGCAAACUAGUAGAAGAGAUCUGCAAUGAAACUUGAUGAGAAGGGGAAAACAUCGCAGUGCACCAUUGAAG